Molecule: messenger RNA, 919 nt
Organism: Sardina pilchardus (European sardine)
Lineage: Eukaryota; Metazoa; Chordata; Actinopteri; Clupeiformes; Clupeidae
Gene: dnph1
Product: 2'-deoxynucleoside 5'-phosphate N-hydrolase 1
Exons: 4
Coding region: 123-560 (145 amino acids)
Biological process (GO): deoxyribonucleoside monophosphate catabolic process
Cellular component (GO): nucleus
Molecular function (GO): 5-hydroxymethyl-dUMP N-hydrolase activity
Source: RefSeq, a predicted model, not a curated record
GUAGUUUUGGCGCGUGUUCGCCGCAUAUCGCCUUGAUUUUGAACCUGACUGCAGACUGCAGUAGUCGAUUGUUUGGUGAAUCCUCUUUUCAGCUUUAUUAACACCCGUCGUGCACUUUCAACAUGCACAUCUACUUCUGUGGCAGCAUCCGGGGAGGCAGAGAUGACGUGGCGUUAUAUCAGAAGAUUGUCAAGAAAUGCCAGCAGUACGGUACCGUUCUAACGGAGCACGUGAGUCAUGGACACCUCACUGAAAAAGGUGAGGACGCAUCACUUGCAGGAGACAAAGCGAUCCACGACCGAGACAUGACGUGGCUCACAACGGCUGAUGUCGUCGUGGCGGAGGUGACGCAGCCCUCUCUGGGGGUGGGCUAUGAGCUGGGUCGAGCGCUGGACAUGAGGAAGAAGAUCUUCUGCCUCUUCAGACCGUCCUCAGGCCGAGUGCUGUCGGCCAUGAUCCGUGGGGCGCACGACGGUUCCCUGUUCCACGUCAGGGACUACACGGAGGACGAGGUGGAACGCGUUCUAGAGGAGUUGUUCAGCGGCCUGGCCAAGAACUGAGUGGAUGCAAUGCUCUCCUUUGACCAGUAGAUGGAGCUGAUGGACACUGAAAUUGCUUCAGAUGGCUUGUAUAGUUUUACAGCCUCUUGGCUGGCAACACACACACACACACACACACACACACACACACACACACACACACACACACACACACACACACACACACACACACACACACACACACACACACACACAGUUUUACAUACAAUUGGUUGUCACAUUUACCAUAUAUGUCAUUUUAACAUAUGCAGCGGCACGUGUGUGUUGGACGGCCCAUAGUGACCCUGGUUUCAGUAAACUUUGAUAAUGAACGAUUUAUACUCCGUAGACUUUGAUAAUAAAAGAUUUCAGUUUAUUGG